AAGGAAGUGGAUUACACAUCAGUGCCGUUCACCAUUGCCACCUUCCAGUCAGUGAAAUAUGGUGAGGUUUGUCCAUAAAGAGCAACCUGAGAUCACUAUGGACUAUGUAAAUAUGCCUGAGGAGUCAGCCAGAAAGGAUGCCCUCAAGAGAUGUUCUGGUGAGGAUGGUGGAGUCACUGCUGCAGCGCCUGAGAAAAAACUCUACCGACUGGUUGCUGUGAGCUUUGGACUCCUGUGUGUCCUACAAGCUGCUCUCAAUAUUUCCCUGCGUCUCGCUCUCUACAGCUCUCAGAGUAAGACACCAGAGGCCUGCAAAAACCUGAUUGAAGAGACUGACAAGCUGAAGGAGAAACUGAUUAACUUUAAUCACCUUUUUCAACAAGGGUGGGUCUAUUUCCAUCCCAGUUUCUAUUACAUUUCUUCUACCAAGAAAUCCUGGAACGACAGCAGAGAAGACUGUCUGCAAAGAGGUGCAGACCUGAUUGUAAUCAACAGCAAAGAAGAACAGGACUUCACAAGAAAAUUCAACAAGGUCAUGUGGAUUGGACUGACAGACAGAGAAACCAAAGGGAUGUGGAUAUGGGUGGAUGGCACUCCACUGGACAAAAGCUACUGGGGUUGGUUUGAGCCAAAUAAUCGUGGAAAUGAAGACUGCGCAGAAUCAAAGAACAGCUGGAAUGAUGAAUCAUGCAACUCUAAAAGAUACUGGAUCUGUGAGAGUAAAUGGGCUUAUUAACUCUGCAUCCGAUCCCACAAGACAAAG
Messenger RNA from Morone saxatilis (striped sea-bass), 763 nucleotides. Its product is annotated as CD209 antigen-like protein E. Gene Ontology annotation, biological process: biological process involved in interspecies interaction between organisms. NCBI's taxonomy places the organism in Eukaryota, Metazoa, Chordata, Actinopteri, Moronidae. Gene Ontology annotation, molecular function: carbohydrate binding. The record is from RefSeq and is a predicted model, not a curated record. Gene Ontology annotation, cellular component: external side of plasma membrane. The transcript is spliced from 6 exons. The coding region runs from base 59 to 736 and encodes 225 amino acids.